Messenger RNA from Clonostachys rhizophaga, 453 nucleotides. NCBI's taxonomy places the organism in Eukaryota, Fungi, Ascomycota, Sordariomycetes, Hypocreales, Bionectriaceae. The record is from the annotation of a GenBank genome assembly.
GACCACCUCGAGAUGGACGGCUACCGCCCCGACGGCGGCGAGACCGAGUACAAGGGCGCCGCAGGCUUGGGGGCUGGCUUGGCCGCCGCGGGCCUGGGAGCCAGCACGUACGCCGCCGUGAACCACUCGGACCCCGACGAGAAGUCUGCGGCAUGGGGUGGUCCUGAGGGUGGUGCGGGCGCGACGAUGACGCGCUCGGGAGGGUACGCGGCCGUCGAGAAUCCCUUCCUCGACACCCGGAGCAUGGAUGCCAGGAGCAUCGACGCGAGGAGCAUCGAUACCCGGAGCGUCGCCAACAGCGGCUUCUCCACGCCCCCUCCCCCGAUGGACAUGACCGAGGUGGAAAUCCCACGAUCGCAUAGCCCGGUCGGCGCGUCUGAAAUGUCGCGGAUGGCGUCGCCGGGGCCUGAGCAGGCGUACGGCGCGCACCGGAUGCAAAGCUACCGGGAUUGA